GGCGGAGGCGUUGAAGGUGGUGGCCGCUUCGGUCGCGAAUUUUGUUUAAAAUUAAAUUUGAGAGUUUUUAUUUGCUUGUCGUUUAUCGGACGGGGAGGUUUCGUUUGAAGUUGCGCGGGGUUUCUUUUUUAAAUGUUUGUCGUUGCUUAAAAAAAACCGCGGAGCCGCAUUUAUUUAUUUAUUUCUCGUUUGGCGCCGAGCGAAGCUGACAGCUGCGGAUGCGAUGAGAGGAAGCGAAGUGAUGAUGCAAGGGUCAGGUGGUCUCCCGGCGGCCAAUCAGGAGGCGGCGGGCGAGGCGGCGCGGCGAGCCGAGAACUGCGUCGCCGAGUUGUCCAUCACCAACGGCGACGCCCCCUUCCUGCCCGAGGUACCCGUGUCUAUGGCCGUGCUGGGAAGCCAGAUGCUGCAGCAGCCGCUGCUCUCCUCCCAGCAGCUGGCGGCGCUGCUCCAGCAGCAGCAGCAGGCGCUCCUCCUGCAGCAGCAACAGCUGCAGGAGUUCUACAAGCGGCAGCAGGAGCAGCUGUCGGCUCAGAUCUCACGCAGCUGGCAGGACGGCAGCCUGUGCGAGGUGCCGUCCUCGGGGUCGUCGCUCACGCAGCAGCUGCUGCUGCAGCAGCAUCUGCUGAGCGUCCAGCGGCAGAGCCAGUCUCAGGGCGCACUGUCGGGCGGCGAGGUGUGGCGGGAGGGCGGCUGCGAUCGGCUCGGCGGCUCUGGCGCCACCGCCGCCGUAGGAGGGGGGGGGGCGCCCCCCCCCACCCACCGCAACGGAGCCGCUGAGCCGUCGCCGGGAGGGAGGCCUUCCGUGGGGGGCCCCGCGCGCGCCCCCCUCUCGCUGACCCCCUCGGUGUGCGGGGGGCAGUCGGCCCCCCUCGCCGCGGCCGGGACGUCGGGCUCCCUCAACGGGCACUCGCCUCCGUGGAAGGGCAGCCCGCCACCCAGGGAGGGAGGCAAGAGCCACGCGCUCUUCUGCCACGGGAUGUGCAAGUGGCCGGGCUGCGAGGGAGUGUUCAAGGAGUUCACACAGUUCCUGCGGCACAUGAGCACGGAGCACAUGCUGGACGACCGCAGUGCCGCACAGUGCCGCGUGCAGAUGCAGGUGGUGGACCAACUGGAGAUCAAGCUGCUGAAGGAGCGGGAGAGGCUGCAGGCCAUGAUGGUUCACCUGCGCGUGGGCCCUCCCGAGCAGAAGCCGCCGCAUCACCAGCCGCUCAACCUGGUAUCCACGGCAGCCGUUUGCCGGGCGACGGAGCCAAUGAAGACUCCGACCCCUCCUCCCAUCACCACCUCCACCACCACGGCGGUGGCAGCGGCAGCGGCCGCCCUCCUUGCGGCCGCCCCCCCGGCGCUGACCCCUUCGUUGACCCCGGGUUUGACCCCCGCGAUGACCUCGCUGGCCCCCGCCACCCUCGCAGCUCCUCUGGCGGCGAGCGCCUACGGGACGCCGCUCUGCGCGGCCGCCACCGUCGCAGCUAAAACCGCGGCGCAGCCUCAACCGCCCCCGGCGCCACCGCAACAACCGCAGCAGCCGCAGCAGCAGCAGCCGCAGCAGCCGCUGGCAUCAGCGCUGCCAGCGCUACUGGCGCAGGCGGGCGCGGCAUCUUGCCCCGCGGUGCCGCCCCCGGCGACCGUUGUCGCGGCGAUGCCUGGGUGCGUCGUCACGCCGACGGCAGGGGGAGGUUCGGCGAGAAGGAAGGUGGAGAGGGCGGCCAGCCCCCUGCUGCUCGACGUGUCCAAGAGCCACGACUUCUACCAGAGCACGGACGUGCGGCCGCCGUACACUUACGCGUCGCUCAUCAGACAGGCCAUCGUGGAGGCCCCGGACAAGCAGCUGACUCUGAACGAGAUCUACACGUGGUUCACUCAGAGCUUCGCCUACUUCAGGAAGAACGCCGCCACGUGGAAGAAUGCCGUGCGGCACAACCUGAGCCUGCACAAGUGCUUUGUGCGCGUGGAGAACGUGAAGGGCGCCGUGUGGACGGUGGACGAGGGCGAGUUCCAGAAGCGGCGUCCACCCAAGCUCGCCGGGAGCGUGGUGAUGAAGAGCUCAAAGUCGGGCCAUCAUUACAGCGCCGAUUACAACGGCAUGUCGUCGUACGGAGUGAUGGACAUUGGUGACCAGCUGCUGACCGGCAUGGGAGGCUCUCUGGCGGGACACCACGUCUACGAGGGCGAGGGAGACGCGUACUCGAUGGGCGACGCUCACACCAGCCCCAACCGCUCACCCCACGACUACGACACCGACUCGUCCCCCGACGGACGACUCUGCGAGCCCUUCCCGGACAUGCCCAUGCGCCGGCAGAAUCACCAUCAUCAUCAGCAUCAUCAGCAACAGCAGCAGCAGCAUCAUCAUCAUCAGCAGCGACAGUACCUGCAGAGUUUCCAGCGCCGGCACGGAGAUGCGAGCGGGAGCUGGGAGAGGCACGGCGAGCAGGCGGUCGCGCAGCACCUCGCGCACUCGGCGCGGGUGAAAGAGGAACCCCACGAUGACGAUGACGACGACGGCGGCGGCGGCGGCAACGGCGUGGAUGGGGCCCCUCCGCCGGUCGCCAUGGCGACGGAGGCAGCGGGAAGAUGCGGUGGCGGCGGCCACGAGAUGAUGAUGGAGCAGGAGGAGGAGGAG
This is a messenger RNA of Lethenteron reissneri (Far Eastern brook lamprey), 2620 nucleotides long. RefSeq names its product forkhead box protein P1-like. Gene Ontology annotation, molecular function: DNA-binding transcription repressor activity, RNA polymerase II-specific; RNA polymerase II cis-regulatory region sequence-specific DNA binding. Lineage: Eukaryota; Metazoa; Chordata; Hyperoartia; Petromyzontiformes; Petromyzontidae. The record is from RefSeq and is a predicted model, not a curated record. Gene Ontology annotation, biological process: regulation of transcription by RNA polymerase II. Gene Ontology annotation, cellular component: nucleus.